Terrapene triunguis (Three-toed box turtle) is the source of this 1606-nucleotide messenger RNA. It is a transcript of the gene NCEH1, whose product is annotated as neutral cholesterol ester hydrolase 1. Gene Ontology annotation, cellular component: membrane. Gene Ontology annotation, molecular function: carboxylic ester hydrolase activity. NCBI's taxonomy places the organism in Eukaryota, Metazoa, Chordata, Testudines, Emydidae. The record is from RefSeq and is a predicted model, not a curated record. Bases 96 to 1322 code for a protein of 408 amino acids. The transcript is spliced from 5 exons.
UGGGCGCUACAACCUUGCAGCAAACUUGUAAGGAGGCAGAAAAAACUUGCUCCGGUGUCUGUGCGUGUACACAGCAAAGGCGGCACCGGUCCAACAUGAAAUCAGCCUUUGUUUUGCUGACUGCGUUGGUAGCCUUGACAGCCUAUUAUGUGUACCUGCCCUUACCCAGCACAGUGUCGGAUCCCUGGAAGCUCAUGCUGCUGGAUGCGACUUUCAGGGCAACCCAGCAAAUGUGCAACCUGGUUCACUGUCUAAGACUCAGCCAUCACUUGAGAGUUCUGAAUUAUGUGAUUGGUACUUUUGACAAGCUGGAGCCCUCGUCCUCUGAACACAUUAAGAUAACAGAUGCCCUUUUUGAUGGAGUGGAAGUCAGAGUGUUUGAACCGUCUCCAAAGCAAGACGAAACACUAAAGCGCAGUGUCGUUUACAUCCAUGGAGGAGGAUGGGCUUUGGCAAGUGCAAGAACAAGCUUCUAUAACAAUCUCUGCAGGAUCAUGGCAGAAUCUCUGAAUGCUGUAAUUGUCUCAAUUGAGUACAGGCUGGUACCAGAGGUUCAUUUUCCUGAGCAAUUCCACGAUACUUUACGUGCAACGAAGUAUUUUCUGCGGUCUGACAUCCUAGCUAAAUACUCAGUUGACCCAGGUCGAAUUGCAAUUUCUGGUGAUAGCGCAGGAGGAAAUUUGGCUGCUGCUGUGUGCCAGCAGCUUAGUCUAGAUGACAGUGUGACCAACAAACUGAAGCUGCAGGCUUUAAUCUAUCCAGUCCUUCAGGCAUUGGACUUUAACACUCCUUCAUACCAGCAGAACACUGACAUGCCUGUUCUUCCUCGCUUCGUCAUGGUGAAGUUUUGGAUAGACUAUUUCAAUGGUAACUAUGACUUUGCCUCCUCAAUGCUGAUCAACAACCACACUUCCCUGGACGUAAGCCAGGCUGUUUAUUUCAGGGGACGUCUGAACUGGACUUCUCUCCUGCCUUCGACGUUCAAAAAGAAUUACAAACCUGUGAUACAACCCACAGGGAAGGCCGAAAUCAUCCAGGAAAUACCUGCACUACUUGACAUACGCGCAGCUCCAUUGCUUGCAGAAAAAGAAAUUUUCCAGCUUCAGCCAAAGACCUACAUCCUGACUUGCGAAAAUGAUGUCCUGAGAGAUGAUGGAAUAAUGUAUGCCAAACGGUUGGAGAGCACAGGUGUGGAGGUCACACUUGAUCACUUUGAUGACUGCUUUCAUGGCUGCAUGAUCUUUACUAUUUGGCCUACCAAUUUCUCUUCAGGACAUCGGACCAGGGACAGCUACAUAAAGUGGCUUGCUGAAAACCUGUGAAGAAAGUGAGUCCUCUCUAGAAGGCACAGAACAGUCAAUCUAAAGCUCACUGCUUCAAAAACAAAAAAGUUGUGCACUUUUAGGCUAUCUAAUUUCAUUUGUUCAAGAUUAUGUCAUAGAGCUUCUGUUGCAAGAAGUAGCGUGUCACUAACUACUUGGUUAAUAGCUGAUUAGCCUUGUCCAGCAUAGCAAUUUACUAAAUACUUAUUAAACACUGUUGUAUGCAGUGUAGUUGUAGCCAUGUCGGUCCCAGGAUAUUAGACACACAAGGUGGGUAAGGUAAU